AUGGCAGGGCAGAGCUCCUUGCUGUAUGGGCUUUUUGACUCUCUGCACCCCCGCUCCCCACUCCUGGGCCGCUUCUGGGUCCUUCUGCUGAUGCUCCUGCGCAUCGUUCUCCUGGGCACUGUGGCCAGUAACUUGUUCGCUGAUGACUCAAUGGAGUUAACUUGCAAUGUACACGAACCAGGCUGCUCGACUGGUUGUAGUUUUCUCUUCCCCAUAUCCAUGUACCGACUUUGGAUCUCGCAAGCUGCGUUGACUGCCACACCGACGUUCUUCUUUCUCGUCUACGCCACUCACCACAAGAACAAGGCCAACGCCAGAGAGGACCUUCACCUGCACCGCCUCUACGUUGUCAACGUAGCCUGUCGACUUCUGACCGAGUUGGUUCUGUUAUUUAUCCGGUGUUGGUUCUAUGGUUUCAAGGUGGAAGGUGUUCUCAGAUGCACCGCUAUUCCCUGCCCUCACGCAGUGAACUGCUUCCUCUUUAAAUCCAGCGAGAAAACCUUCCUCCUCAGGUUUUUCUUUGCUGUCGGCUUGCUGUUGGUUGCGUCCAACAUUGCAGAGCUGGUUGAGGCAGUUCAGAGUCAAUCCUGGAAUUACUUGGCACUAGGCAAGUAG
Scleropages formosus (Asian bonytongue) is the source of this 615-nucleotide messenger RNA. RefSeq names its product gap junction delta-3 protein-like. Gene Ontology annotation, molecular function: gap junction channel activity involved in AV node cell-bundle of His cell electrical coupling. Gene Ontology annotation, biological process: cell-cell signaling. The record is from RefSeq and is a predicted model, not a curated record. NCBI's taxonomy places the organism in Eukaryota, Metazoa, Chordata, Actinopteri, Osteoglossiformes, Osteoglossidae. Gene Ontology annotation, cellular component: connexin complex.